AUGUAUCCGCAAGUGAACAAAGAAAAUAAUUUGCCAUCAGCUCCACCAUCCUAUACGGACUCAAUGAAUGCUCCGAAGUAUGACAUCAAUAAUCAGGGAAAUAUCGGAGGCCAUUCAUACUCCACGUCAACAAUGGAGCCUCCACAGCCCACUCGAGUGAUCGUUGUCCAAGGAAAUCCAGAGAUUUUACCACCAUUGGGUCCAAGAUCAGUACAGUUGACAUGUCCAAACUGUAAAUUAUUAGUAAUGACAAGAAUUGAAGAAGAGUCAUCAUCUAAUGCUUAUUUAUGCUGCAUGUUGUUAUUUAUUGUUGGGUGUUUCGUUUGUUCAUGUCUGCCAUUAUGCAUGGAUAACUUUAAGAACAGUAAGCAUUCAUGUCCGAAUUGUAAUGCUUUUAUUGGGAUUUACAAACCAUAA
This is a messenger RNA of Macrosiphum euphorbiae (potato aphid), 417 nucleotides long. The record is from the annotation of a GenBank genome assembly. NCBI's taxonomy places the organism in Eukaryota, Metazoa, Arthropoda, Insecta, Hemiptera, Aphididae.